Molecule: messenger RNA, 2351 nt
Organism: Callithrix jacchus (white-tufted-ear marmoset)
Lineage: Eukaryota; Metazoa; Chordata; Mammalia; Primates; Cebidae
Gene: CAMLG
Product: calcium modulating ligand
Biological process (GO): tail-anchored membrane protein insertion into ER membrane
Cellular component (GO): GET complex
Source: RefSeq, a predicted model, not a curated record
UAGGUGGUCAUAAAUGACAAGAAGAAAAAGUAAGGUGGAGAAGGGGAAUGGGGAGUGUUGGCAAUUUAGAUAGAAUGUAAUCUAUCUAAAAGGCUGGGAAAGUCUGAUUUGAGCAAGCCUGAAAGGCUUGGGACGAAAGGCUGGAAAAGUCUGAUUUGAACAAAAACGCGAGAACCGCCUAGGAACACAUCAGCUGUAUACUACGGUGUAGAGAAGUCAAGGAUGAAGAACUGGCACCAAGAUCAAAACCCAGCGCAAGGCUCCCUUUAAGCGUGGCUCCUGGGGUUACGUAUUGCCAUAGCCUACAAGCGAGUCUGCAGGUCCGUAAACAAGAGGCGGCCGCUGCAACCUCCAUUUUACUUUCCGGCACCAAAUCUAGGCUGGUCUAGUCUUUGUCAUCCCUUUCCCACUCCUCCGGCAGGGUGUUGGUUUUCUUCUUUUCUUUUUCUCGAGAUAGAUUCUCGCACUGUCGCCCCAGGCUGGAGUGCAGUGAUGUGAUCUCGGCUCACUGCGACCUCUGCCUCCCAGAUUCAAGCGAUUCUCCUGUCUCAGCCUCUCGAGAAGCUGGGAUUAUAGGCGCGCACCACCACGCCUGGCCAAUUUUUUUUUUUUUUAUUUUAAGUAGAGACAGAGUUUCACCAUGUUGGCCAGGCUGGUCUCGAACUCCCGACCUUGUAAUCCGCCGCCUCGGCUUCCCUAAAUGCUGGCAUUACAUGACUGAGCCACCGCGCCCAGCCCUGGGUCCCUGUUUUCUUCACCACCGAGUGAACAGCAGAGGGGGUUGUUGGGUGAGGGCCGGACGAGGCGGGGAGGGACCAGGGCGUGCCGCGCUGCCCUCACUCAAGAUGGCGGCCAUCGCCUCGGGCUCGGUAGCGCGAAGCGGCGCGUGCGUGCUUAGCUCUCAGGUUCGGGCACCGCGCUCGGGGGCGGGUCUAUCUUGGGAGAGGGUACGCGCGCCCUGCGGCCCAGACCCUAGUCAUCGGCCUCGCAGCUGCUGCCGACACCGCCGCCACUGUCACCCCUCCCAGACUGGACGGGAGGAUGGAGUCGAUAGCCGUCGCUACCGACGAUGGGGACAGGCCAGGGGUCCCAGCGGGCUCAGGCCUGUCGGCUUCCCAGCGUCGGGCCGAGCUGCGUCGGAGAAAGCUGCUCAUGAACUCGGAACAACGCAUCAACCGGAUCAUGGGCUUUCACAGGCCCGGGAGCGGCGCCGAAGAAGAAAGUCAAACAAAAUCAAAGCAGCAGGACAGUGACAAACUGAACUCCCUCAGCAUUCCUUCAGUGUCAAAGCGAGUGGUGCUGGGUGAUUCGGUCAGUACAGGAACUACUGACCAGCAGGGUGGCAUGGCCGAGGUAAAGGGGACCCAGCUGGGAGACAAAUUGGACUCUUUCAUUAAACCACCUGAGUGCAGUAAUGAUGUCAACCUUGAGCUCCGGCAGCGGAACAGAGGGGACCUGACAGCGGACACGGUCCACAGGGGUUCUCGCCAUGGCCUAGAGCAGUACCUUUCCAGAUUCGAAGAAGCAAUGAAGCUAAGGAAACAGCUGAUUAGUGAAAAACCCAAUCAAGAGGAUGGAAGUACAACUGAAGAAUUUGACUCUUUUCGAAUAUUUAGAUUGGUGGGAUGUGCUCUCCUUGCUCUUGGAGUCAGAGCUUUUGUUUGCAAAUACUUGUCCAUAUUUGCUCCAUUUCUUACUUUACAACUUGCGUACAUGGGAUUGUACAAAUAUUUUCCCAAGAGUGAAAAGAAGAUAAAGACAACAGUACUAACAGCUGCACUUCUAUUAUCGGGUAUUCCUGCUGAAGUGAUCAAUCGAUCAAUGGAUACCUAUAGCAAAAUGGGUGAAGUCUUCACAGAUCUCUGUGUCUACUUUUUCACCUUUAUCUUUUGUCAUGAACUGCUUGAUUAUUGGGGCUCUGAAGUACCAUGAAGCCUGCAGAACUGAGAAGGAGAAGCUUACAAAAAAAAAUUUGUCUUCUACAUUGCAAUGUCUCUAAAGGAGGCAAAUUGGUUUACACCUUCAUGUAAUUCUUUUACUUUAGGGGUUGUAAAACUACUUUAUUAGAAAUAGAAUGGCAGAUUCCCUGAUUUAAAAGGGUUGAGUUUAUAUUAGUACUGACUCAUGAAGAAUAGAGUACCAAUGUCAUUAAUUGAUUUUUUCUUCUUUAAUCAGAACCCCUAUUCUGUAUUUUUCCUCUAACUUCUCAGAUUUGUAAUUCUUUGGGAGCUGAGCUAGUGCUUUUAGGAGAGCAGAUAAACGUGGUCUCAGCCUAAAGACUGCUUCUUGUAUUUGUGUCAAUCUGUCCUGAGAAAUGAAGUCAUCUUAAAAAUAAAAUGAAAGAAACUGAA